Habropoda laboriosa is the source of this 2984-nucleotide messenger RNA. RefSeq names its product glycogen phosphorylase (gene Glyp). Gene Ontology annotation, molecular function: glycogen phosphorylase activity; pyridoxal phosphate binding. The transcript is spliced from 11 exons. NCBI's taxonomy places the organism in Eukaryota, Metazoa, Arthropoda, Insecta, Hymenoptera, Apidae. Bases 1 to 2535 code for a protein of 844 amino acids. The record is from RefSeq and is a predicted model, not a curated record. Gene Ontology annotation, biological process: glycogen catabolic process. Gene Ontology annotation, cellular component: cytoplasm.
AUGUCAGCCUCAGAAGCGGAUCACGAGAAAAGGAAGCAGAUCUCUGUGCGCGGAAUCGUUGACGUGGAAAAUGUGGCGAAUUUCAAGAAAACUUUCAACAGACACCUUCAUUACACUCUGGUGAAGGAUCGUAAUGUAGCCACAAGUAGGGAUUAUUUCUCCGCCUUGGCACACAGCGUCAAGGACAACCUGGUCUCUAGAUGGAUACGCACUCAGCAAUACUAUUAUGAGAAGGACCCAAAAAGAGUUUAUUAUCUUUCCCUGGAAUAUUACAUGGGAAGGACCCUCCAGAACACCAUGAUUAAUUUGGGCAUCCAGGGUGCUUGUGAUGAGGCCAUGUACCAGAUGGGCUUGGACAUUGAAGAACUUGAAGAACUUGAAGAAGAUGCUGGCCUUGGAAAUGGAGGUUUAGGAAGACUGGCAGCCUGUUUUCUGGAUAGCAUGGCUACACUUGGCCUGGCUGCUUAUGGAUAUGGUAUUCGAUAUGAAUAUGGUAUUUUCACACAGAAGAUAAAGAAUGGAGAACAGGUGGAGGAACCAGAUGACUGGUUGAGAUAUGGAAACCCAUGGGAGAAGGCUAGGCCAGAAUUCAUGCUUCCAGUGAACUUCUAUGGGCAAGUUAUAGAUACUCCUGAAGGAAAGAAGUGGGUGAACACCCAGGUUAUAUUUGCAAUGCCUUAUGAUAAUCCAGUUCCUGGAUACAAGAAUAAUGUUGUUAACACUCUUAGACUAUGGUCUGCUAAAUCACCUAUAGAAUUUAAUUUAAAAUUCUUCAACGAUGGUGACUACAUCCAGGCUGUGAUCGACCGCAAUUUGGCAGAGAACAUCUCCAGAGUACUGUAUCCCAACGAUAACUUCUUCGAGGGUAAGGAAUUGCGAUUAAAGCAAGAAUACUUCAUGGUGGCGGCCACUCUUCAAGAUAUCAUACGCAGGUAUAAGUCCAGCAAAUUUGGCUCAAAGGAACAUCAUAGGACAGAUUUCGAUUUAUUCCCUGAGAAAGUCGCUAUCCAACUAAACGACACUCAUCCUUCGUUAGCCAUUCCUGAAUUAAUGAGAAUCCUUAUUGACGUCGAAGGACUUCCUUGGGAAAAAGCAUGGGACAUCACGACGAAAACCUGUGCCUACACCAAUCAUACAGUGCUUCCAGAGGCUUUGGAACGAUGGCCAACAAGCAUGCUAGAAAGCAUUCUUCCUAGACAUUUACAGAUCAUUUAUCACAUAAACUUCCUUCAUUUGCAAGUAAUUUCUGCCAAAUGGCCUGGAGACUUAGAUCGUCUUCGUCGUAUGUCUCUGGUUGAGGAAGAAGGGGAAAAGAGAAUUAACAUGGCCCAUCUUUCUAUUGUUGGUAGCCAUGCUAUCAAUGGUGUAGCUGCAAUACAUUCAGAAAUCUUAAAGAAUGGCAUAUUCAAAGACUUUUAUGAGUUAACACCUGAGAAAUUCCAAAAUAAGACCAACGGUAUUACACCAAGAAGAUGGCUUCUCUUGUGUAACCCGAAUCUCUCAGAUAUCAUUGAAGAAAAAAUUGGCAGCGACUGGACGGUGCAUCUAGAGCAACUUGUUCAAUUGAAGCAAUGGGCUACAGAUCCAGUCUUUCAACGUAGCAUUAUGAAAGUGAAACAAGAAAAUAAAUUAAAAGUGGCGCAAAUACUUGAGAAAGACUAUGGCGUUAAAGUGAAUCCUGCCUCCAUCUUUGAUAUUCAGGUAAAGCGAAUUCACGAAUAUAAGAGACAACUCUUGAAUUGUCUACAUGUGAUCACAUUGUACAACAGAAUAAAGAAAAAUCCAUCCGCGCCAUUCGUUUCACGAACGGUGAUGAUCGGAGGCAAAGCUGCUCCCGGUUAUCAUUUAGCCAAAAAAAUUAUAAAGCUGAUCUGCAGCGUAGGAAACGUCAUAAACAACGACCCAAUUGUCGGCGACAAAUUGAAAUUCAUUUUCUUAGAGAAUUAUCGAGUCACAUUAGCAGAAAAGAUUAUUCCAGCUGCAGAUCUGAGUGAACAAAUUUCUACUGCUGGUACUGAGGCUUCCGGUACAGGGAACAUGAAGUUUAUGUUAAACGGAGCCUUGACAAUUGGUACAUUGGACGGUGCUAACGUAGAAAUGGCUGAAGAAAUGGGCAAAGAUAAUAUAUUCAUUUUUGGUAUGACAGUCGAGGAAGUAGAAGAAUUGCAGAGGAAGGGAUACAAUGCUCACGAUUACUAUAACAGGAUCCCAGAGUUAAAACAAUGUAUCGAUCAGAUUCAGGGUGGCUUCUUCAGCCCCAAUAAUCCAGACGAGUUUAAAGAUAUCGCCAAUGUUUUGAUGAAUUGGGACAGAUUUUACCUAUUUGCUGAUUAUGAGAGUUACAUUAAAAUGCAAGAUUACGUCGGUAAAGUUUAUCAGGAUGAAAAAAAAUGGGUGGAAAUGGCGAUUCAUAAUAUAGCUUCUUCGGGGAAAUUUUCAUCAGAUCGAACGAUUGCUGAAUAUGCUCGUGAGAUUUGGGGUGUCGAGCCAUCUUGGCAACGACUUCCUGCCCCUCACGAACCACGAGACAUUUAAACUAUAAUUUCUCUUUUCUGACCAAUCUACGGUUUUGCUUAUUACGCACAUUAUUAACAAUCUUUCUUUUUUAAUUAUCUUUUUUUUAACAGAUAGGUUAAUAUCUUCUUUGAACAAGCGUGAGCAGUUUUACAGUUAAAUUAAACGAUUGAACCACCGCAUAAAAUCUUAAAAGAAAAAGUUGAAUCAAAAUGAAAGAUGCCAUAUUUCACUAAAAUAAGUAACAGUAAAUAAUUUAAGAUUUGUUGAAAUUUUUAAACCUUAAUUUUUUUUAUGUAUUGAUUUUACAUCUCUGUAAAUUAUUCACGUUUAUUUUGAACAAGCAUGUACUGCCUUAAAUUUCGUAAAAAUUUUAUUAAUCAUCACCGACUGAUCAACGAAAGCAGAGUUGGUAUAAGGAGGAAAUUUCUUAUGUUCCUAUAUUUUAGAUAAAGACAAAAAUAUUUUAU